AUGCCUCUGGAUGUAGUGAUUGCCCCAGCGGAGGACUGCUUUUGGCCUGAUCUUCACGACACCGACAUGAGGCUUAAGAUCAGGGUCCGACGAAUGAAGGAGGGGAGGGAGCUACGAGGUGUGUAUUCACCUGGACGCACGAGACAAGGAGGAUUUGCCGCAUUCUCCUCUUGUUUCCCGGGCCUGUGCGAAGGGAAGCCUGCGACCGCUCUGCCCAUGAGCUUGUCCCAGCCGUGUUUGCCGGUGGCUAAUGUUGGGCCGACUCGCAUCCUGCCACACCUCUACCUGGGAUCACAGAAGGAUGUCCUCAACAAGGAUCUCAUGGCUCAAAAUGGUAUCACAUAUGUGCUGAAUGCCAGUAACACCUGCCCCAAGCCAGACUUCAUCAGCGAGAGCCAUUUUAUGCGUAUCCCAGUGAACGACAACUACUGUGAGAAACUACUUCCCUGGCUGGAGAAAACCAAUGAAUUUAUUGACAAAGCCAAGGUGUCGAACUGCAGAGUCAUUGUGCACUGCCUGGCAGGAAUCUCGCGUUCUGCAACCAUUGCCAUUGCAUACAUCAUGAAGACAAUGGGCUUGACAUCAGAUGAUGCCUACAGGUUUGUGAAGGACAGAAGGCCGACUAUAUCUCCAAACUUCAACUUCCUUGGUCAGCUGCUGGAGUUCGAAAAGGAACUUCGACUACUUCAAGCACUUACUUCAAACUCGGAUGAGCAGAAUGCUGAGAGCAGCAGUACGCUGGACUCUGAUGUUAAUGGGGUCAGCACAUGUUUGGAAAUGAAUGGACACAGCAGCUAUGAGUCAUCUGUGGCAGAGCCGCAGAUUCCUUCAGAACCUAAACUACCGUCACCCACGACGCUCCAGCAGGGCUUCAAUGGCCUGCACCUCUCCGCAGAGAGGAUCCUAGACACCAACCGGCUCAAACGCUCCUUUUCACUGGACAUUAAAUCUGUAUACUCCCCCACCAGUCCGCACUGUCCCACAUUGGCACCCACACAUUGUGAAGACGUCCCAAAGCUGUGCAAACUGGACAGUCCCAGUUCAGGCACUACCAACGGUGUCUGCUCCCAGUCUCCCAUCCAAGACAGUCCCAGUUCCUCUGACUCACCUUUCCCUUCUCCCGGGAGUGGGGGAAGCAUUGGAGGCCUAGGUUAUGGGGGACCUGACGGAGUUCAUCGGUCGUCCAGACCUCGAAGGAAAGCCAAGCACAAUUCUAACAGUUCCCCUGUCCACUCGCAGCCACAGCAGCCCCCCCAGACCCUCAGCUUGUCCCUGGAUAACAAUACCCCAUGUGGGGACAACCUGAAGGGAUCCCUUUUAUUGUCCCUGCCCUCUGUGCCCAGUGUGGGAUCAGGGGCCAUGUGGACCAAACACAGAGACUCUGUCCAGGCCACGACUCCCGUCACUCCAGUCACCCCAACCACAGAUGCCCCGUGGCACUUUGGUGCAUAUGAAGGGGGGGAUAUGGAGCUUGGAGUAAAUGGUACAGCAGAUGAUUCAACACUAAGGUUAGGGAGCAGUUCGGCCUAUAUGGCUUUUGGGUGCAGUGAAGGAGCUCGGUUACAUGAAAAAGCCCAAAGGGAGAAGCCUCCGACGGGGCAAACACAAAGAGACCAUCGGGAAACCUCAUCAACAACGUCCACCACAGGCUCGUCAGACAAACAGUUCAAGAGACGCAGCUGUCAGAUGGAGUUUGAGGAUGGCAUUUCUGAAACACGGUCCAGAGAAGAACUUGGCAAAAUCGGGAAGCAGUCAAGUUUUUCCGGCAGCAUGGAAAUCAUUGAAGUCUCCUGA
Knipowitschia caucasica is the source of this 1794-nucleotide messenger RNA. NCBI's taxonomy places the organism in Eukaryota, Metazoa, Chordata, Actinopteri, Gobiiformes, Gobiidae. The record is from the annotation of a GenBank genome assembly.